AUGCACAGCCCCCUUGACAAUGCGAUAACCAGUUGUCUCAAACAGGCUCGCACGCAGCACGUCAGACCGCGACACGCUCUUCAUGCUGUCGAGGGUGUCGAUCUAGGCGCACGUCAAUCCCAGCAUCGCAUUUGCGGGCGCCAGCGUGGAAUGCGAGCUGAAUGUGAGCUGCCGUGCGUGCACGAAGCACCGCUUUCUCGUCUCACGCGGCGGACCUGGCCGCACUGUCUGCUGGCCGUUCAUUUGGCGCGGAGUCGUUCAAUUGCGGUCACUUCCGGAUGUAAACGGAUUAUUCGACACACCAACAAGCAAAUGACGACGACGCUGGCUGCUUGGGGCGGAAGUUUUCAUGCAGCGGAGCUCGUCAUCGUUGCCCAACGCUGCCAGACGAGGCGGCGAGGCAUUGAAACACCCACCGCUGGCUACUGUGCGACGAGGCAGCAACGACCGACGUCUCGACGCAAUUGCGACGGCGCGAACAGGUCCAGUGAUCAAUCGGGCAAACAGGGCUCGCUGGUAUCCAGUCCUGAAGUCGCGACGGCGCGAAUGAACAUCGUCAAAUCAGAUUUACGACCAUCGAGAAGUUGA
Phytophthora nicotianae INRA-310 is the source of this 588-nucleotide messenger RNA. RefSeq lists its product as hypothetical. Lineage: Eukaryota; Oomycota; Peronosporomycetes; Peronosporales; Peronosporaceae. The transcript has a single exon. The record is from RefSeq and is a predicted model, not a curated record. The coding region runs from base 1 to 588 and encodes 195 amino acids.